Molecule: messenger RNA, 2613 nt
Organism: Betta splendens (Siamese fighting fish)
Lineage: Eukaryota; Metazoa; Chordata; Actinopteri; Anabantiformes; Osphronemidae
Gene: ghrhrl
Product: growth hormone releasing hormone receptor, like
Exons: 12
Coding region: 494-1846 (450 amino acids)
Biological process (GO): adenylate cyclase-activating G protein-coupled receptor signaling pathway; cell surface receptor signaling pathway; positive regulation of cell population proliferation
Cellular component (GO): plasma membrane
Molecular function (GO): G protein-coupled peptide receptor activity; growth hormone-releasing hormone receptor activity; growth factor binding
Source: RefSeq, a predicted model, not a curated record
ACACGCUUCAAUGAAAACUAUGUUGUUAUUUCUUUCAGCCAUUUUCUGGCAGUAAAUAACAAAUACCAAACAGUAGAACAUUGUUGGGUUAUGCAGAACAUUAUUAAUCAUAACGAUAUUUUGAAAAUUUUCUUCUUCUUUUAAAGGAGAACAAAUCACGGAGUUAUACGUGCGUAAUUGGCGACACUUUGUGGCUCAGUUGCAGAAUGUGUCAUCCAAAAAGUCGUCUGACUUCUCCUUUCAAAAUAAAGGAGUAGUGGUUGAUAGAGGUUAUAUGGAGUCAAUUAAUAGUAUUAAUUCCAACGUGAUGUAGGAAGGAUGUUGAGUGCAUUUAUUGCUCAGCUAGAUAUAAAGAAAAGCGUCCGCAGUCAGGUUUCAAUGACAGCUUUUAUUCUGAAAGGCUAAACAGGAACAUUUUUAGGUGAGCAGCUCGCGCUUUCCAGUUGUUCCGUUCGGACCGUGAGGACUGCCGAGCGCAACUGGACCUUUGUUGAUGGGCGCACCGGGCUGGACCGAGCGGAACCCGAUCAUGUCCCGGUUCCACAGCAGAGGGGUGUUUCUCACUCUGUGUUUGGCUCCAGCUGUUCUAUCGAGCCUGCAUCCAGAGUGCGAGUACAUCUUCCAGCUGGAGAGAGACGAGCUUCGGUGCCUCCAGUACAUCGCGGAGCAGGCCAACGCGAGCCAGACGGGUUGCCAGCCGUUCUGGGACGCCGUCGUCUGCUGGCCGCGUGCCGGCGUUGGGGAGACGGUCCACAGACGCUGCCCUGCCGUCUUCUCCCUCUUCAGGAACAACACAGGUUCCGUGAGCCGGAACUGCACCAGCGACGGCUGGUCCCGGCUCCUGCCGCCGUACCACGUGGCCUGCAGCGUGGACGACGACGUCCCUCAGACAGAGCAGCGGUACUUCACCACCGUGAAGCUGAUCUACACCGUUGGCUACAGCGUGUCCCUGGUGGUUCUGGCCUUGGCGGUUUGCGUCCUCCUGCUCUUCAGGAGGCUGCGCUGCGCCAGGAACUUCAUCCACAUCCAGCUCUUCAUCACGUUCAUGCUCAAGGCGGCGGCGGUGUUCGUCAGGGACGCCGCCCUGUUCUCCGGUGACGACACCGACCACUGCAGCCUGUCCACGGUAGGACCAGGCUCCUGCUGGGCCUCACACGCCCCCUCUCGGCCGCUAACGCUGCCUGCUCCUGUGCAGUUGGCCUGCAAGGCGUCCGUGGUCUUCUGUCACUACUGUGUGAUGGCCAACUUCUUCUGGCUCCUGGUGGAGGCGCUCUACCUCAACUCCCUGCUGCUUUCGUCCUUCUACCGCCGGCGCAGAUGCCUGUGGGGCUUCAGCCUGCUGGGAUGGGGUGUGCCUGUGUUCUUCAUCAUCCUGUGGAUUGGCUCCAGGGUGUACUUUGAGGACUCAGAAUGCUGGGACAUCAUCGAGGACUCGCCCUACUGGUGGAUCAUCAAGGGACCCAUUGUUGUGUCCAUCGCGGUCAAUUUCAUGCUCUUCGUGAACAUCGUCCGAAUACUAAUACAGAAGCUCAACCCUCGGCUCAUCCAGUUCAAUAACUCCUGUCAGUACAGACGCCUGACUAAGUCCACGCUGCUCCUCAUCCCCUUGUUCGGGACUCACUACAUGUUCUUCAGCUUUCUGCCUGAUUACUUCGGCGUCAGCCUGCGCUUCUGUCUCGAGCUCUGCGUGGGAUCCUUCCAGGGGCUCCUUGUGGCGGUUCUCUAUUGCUUCCUUAAUCAGGAGGUGCAGAACGAGGUGCACAUGUCGUGGCUCAGGUGGCAGGAGAGGAACUACGGCGUGGUGUCGCCUGCCGCUAAAGGAAGCCAGAUGGACACGCCGCUUUAGGACGAGCACACGUUCACCUCUAACAGCAGCAGUGGUUCAGAUCUAUGCUCUUUAUGAGGGUUUUGAACACUUUAUUCUACAGUGACAAUCAUCUGUUGACUUACUGGUUUGAUGAGUUUAUUAUUAUUAUAUUAUGGUAAUCUGUGUGAUGAACUCAGACUGAUGGUAUUAUACAUUUGUAGUUCUUGUCCAGCUGCACUUGUUUACUCCAUUUUCAUUAAGGGUCAAAGUAAAACCUUUUAACGUUCACCUCAAAGCACUACAGUAAUAACAUGCACAUGUACAGUAACUACACCCUCCAGCUUAUUAUAGUGUCUGCCUUCGUUUCACUGCCAAAGCAGCUUCUCAGUUUGUCGCCUUCACAUGAUACGUUAGUCCUACUGUAAUGUGAAUGUCUAAAGUUCAGUCGGUUGUGGUUUAAUGAUUUCUCUGCGUUGUUGCUGCUUUUCUUAUGCAUCGCUCUGUGAAACUGCUAUAACAAGUUGCAAGUGGCUUUCUGCAGCUCCAUCUCCAGGGAAGCUAACGCGAAGUGGCAGCUACUAAAUGUUAGGUCAGCAAUAAAGGUUAAAGCCGUGAAGGUCAUGAGGCGUCAUGCCAUUCAGACAUAGUGUGUGACUUUGUGCUUCUAAUGAGUUUAUGUUUAGUCACUGAAUAUUUUGGAAGCUCUGUAUUUGUUAGUAUGUCUGACUUUAUUUAUUAUUAUUUAUUUACUUGGUGGAGUACAUUUUAUUAAAUCUGAACUUUCAAACCAACAAUGACCCAGAAUC